CCAAAUCUAACAUGGCGUGAUAUGCAACAUAUUGUUUUGCGAACAGCAAAUCCAGUGCCACUGCUAAACAAUCCAGGCUGGUCAGUGAACGGUGUUGGUCGACGGAUUAAUAACAAAUUUGGAUACGGACUGAUGGAUGCGGAAGCACUUGUAAGGCUUGCACAAAUUUGGACGACGGUACCGGAACAACAUAUGUGCACAUACGAUUAUAAGCUGGAAAGACCGAAUCCACGGCCGUUAACGGGAAAUUUUCAAAUGAAUUUUUCCCUGGAAGUAAGUGGUUGUGAAUCGGGCACACCAGUCCUCUAUCUCGAACAUGUACAAGUACUGGCAACAAUACGAUUUGGUAAACGUGGUGAUUUGAAACUGACACUUUUUUCACCCCGCGGAACCUCAUCCGUCUUGCUGCCGCCUCGUCCACAGGAUUUCAAUCCAAGUGGUUUCCAUAAAUGGCCGUUUCUGUCCGUGCAAACAUGGGGUGAAGAUCCACGUGGAAUAUGGACUCUAAUGGUUGAAUCGGUCAGCACGAACAGGAAUGUUGGAGGUUGUAUACUUUUCUGUUUUUUUUUUGGUACGACGAGGAAUAAACCAAAACAGAAAUCUCUCUGCCAUUACUAUUUUUGGAAGGUGUAG
Molecule: messenger RNA, 633 nt
Organism: Gongylonema pulchrum
Lineage: Eukaryota; Metazoa; Nematoda; Chromadorea; Rhabditida; Gongylonematidae
Source: the annotation of a GenBank genome assembly